Exophiala viscosa is the source of this 1101-nucleotide messenger RNA. Its product is annotated as putative 3-hydroxyacyl-CoA dehydrogenase. The record is from RefSeq and is a predicted model, not a curated record. The coding region runs from base 1 to 1101 and encodes 366 amino acids. NCBI's taxonomy places the organism in Eukaryota, Fungi, Ascomycota, Eurotiomycetes, Chaetothyriales, Herpotrichiellaceae. The transcript is spliced from 3 exons.
AUGGCGGACAUCACCGUCAAUGUUCAGCCUUGCGGAAGAGUCCAGCGAAUCCUUAUUCAUUCAGGAAAUUCUGGCAAGUCUGAAGUUGCGCACAUUACUGCUCAGAUCUCGUGUCGUACUCACAUUAAAAUACUCACCUGCAUUGUCAAGCGGCGGCCCCUAACAUUCAUCAUGCCCAAGUUCGAGCCGGUGCCGAGUUCUUUUGGCAACCUGAAGGACAAAGUGGUGGUGCUUACAGGCGGCGCUCACGGAGUCGGAGAGUCUGUCAUACGCUACCUUUACGGUGUCGGGGCACAUGUGUUCUUCGGAGAUAUCGAUGACAAGGCCUGUCAAACUCUUGUCGACGACUUAAAGGCUGGCAAGACCUCGUCAACAAGUCUUCAAUACAUCCCUCUCGAUGUUCGCAAAUACGAGGACAACCUUGCUUUGUUCAAGUUGGCCUACGAGAAGCAUGGUCGCAUUGAUCACGCUUUCUCGAUAGCAGGCGUGACCGAGCGGCAGAAUUGGUUUGAAGCGAGUCUGGAUCUCAAGACCGUGGAGACUCCUCCGUCAACGCUGGUGCUCGAUGUUAACCUUACCGGCCUCUGUUACUUCGCUCGCAUUGCCACGGUUUACCUUCGGCAGGGUAAUGACGAUCAUUCCCAGGACAAAUCCAUCUGCUUACUCGGUUCAAUCGCGUCGUUCAAGGAACAAGCCGGCCUGUUCAUCUAUCAACCCAGCAAACACGGCGUGAUAGGUCUGAUGAGGUCCACCCGGAAAUUGCUUUACCAUGAGUACGGCAUCAGGAUCAACACUAUUUGUCCUUCCCUCAUCAACACGGGCAUGGCCUCCCACAUCCAUAGUCUUUGGCUAGGGAAAGGUCUACCAGUCAACGAAGCUGAUGAGGUCGCGCAGUAUGUCCUGACUCUAACCAGCAUUCCCCAAAGUCCCUUUGGAAACAUGACAGGGUUGGCAGUCUAUGUCGAAGGAGGCAAAGGUUGGGAGUUCGAGAACGACCUGUACAGGACAGAUUCCGACUGGCUGGGCGAGGAGAAUAGCAAGAAUACUGCGAGGAUUGAUGAGGCACUUGGGAUCGGCUUGUCCUGGACUGCAAGCAAAUAG